Zea mays is the source of this 2316-nucleotide messenger RNA. RefSeq names its product E3 ubiquitin protein ligase RIN2. The coding region runs from base 327 to 2027 and encodes 566 amino acids. Gene Ontology annotation, cellular component: plasma membrane; cytosol; ubiquitin ligase complex. Gene Ontology annotation, molecular function: ubiquitin binding; ubiquitin protein ligase activity. The transcript is spliced from 12 exons. Lineage: Eukaryota; Viridiplantae; Streptophyta; Magnoliopsida; Poales; Poaceae. The record is from RefSeq and is a predicted model, not a curated record. Gene Ontology annotation, biological process: ubiquitin-dependent protein catabolic process; positive regulation of plant-type hypersensitive response; protein ubiquitination.
AGCCUAUCCCGUAGUUAAAAUACACUGAUCCUGUAGAAAUACAUAUACCCCUCGCUGCCGCAACAAUUUUUGGAUCCACUUCCCUCCCCACGUGUUUUUUGAUUGUUCCUCCCCAUGUUCCUCGCGUUCCCGUGAGGCCGUGACGCCCCCCUCGGCCUCGCCUCGCCAUCGCUCGCGGCAUCGCCGCCUGCCCCCUUUCCCCCACGCGAAUAAAGCGCCGGAAGCGCGCCCCCCAAGCAAAGUCCUCCGGCGCUCAGGAUCGGGAGCCACCCCCUAGGGUUAGGGCUCCGUUUUGCCUCGUUCCGGCGUCGACCGAUGCGCGGCGCAUGGCGACGGUGAACUGCCUCUACGUCGCGGCCGCCUCCACGGCGGUAAGCACCGCUGCUCUGCAGUGGUGGGCGUCCUCGCUCCUCGACGGCGACGCUGGGGCCGGCGGGGAUGGAGACUGGCUUGGAGCCGUGCUGCGGUCAAGGGUCACCGUCGCGCUCCUGGCGAAUCUGGCGGCCCACGUGUUCGUCGUUGUCAUCCUCGCGCUCAAGACUAUAUUUUUUGUUCAGCUAACUUCUGUAGAGACCAGAAAAGUGUUGGAGCACAUCAUUAACUAUGUACUUCACAAGGGAACUUUUCUCCCGCUGGCUGUGCCUCCAACUUCUCAGCAAAUUAUCCUUUGGUCAACUUGGUUGGUCAUUCUUUGUUCACUGAAGAUGUUUCAAUCAUUGGCCAGAGAACGUCUAGAGCAGCUCAAUGCUUCUCCCUCAGCGACUCCUUCAAAAUAUUUUCGUGUGUACUCUGCAUUGCUUCUGGUUUUAUCAGCUGAUCUACUUUGGAUGUGGCUCAGUGUAGGGUUCUGCAGAUCCUGUAAUUCCAAGUUGUUUUGGCUCCUGUUCUUUGAGCCACUUAGUAUUGCCUUUGAUACGCUGCAGUCUAUCAUGGUGCAUGGGUUUCAGUUAUUUGACAUCUGGCAACGACAUCUAAUGGAAAGUGGUGCGGACUUUCUUGAUUUCCAGAAAUCUUAUAAGCAAGCAGCAGGAUCUUUUUCUGAAUGGAGGGGCAAGCUUACUAGGGACUUUGGUUUUGCUAUUGAUUUGAUAAGCAUGUUGAUGUCAUUUGGUCAUUACUCGAUGAUCUUUUGGCUUCGUGGUAUGGCGUUUCAUCUGGUUGAUGCAGUUCUCUUAUGGAACUUGCGUGCUCUUAUAGUUUCCUUUUUGAAGAGGAUUAAAACUUACAUCAAAUUACGGAAGGCACUUAGUUCACUCGACGGAGCACUUCCAGAUGCUACUUAUGAUGAAAUUUGUGCAUAUGAUGAUGAGUGUGCCAUCUGCAGGGGACCGAUGGGUCGAGCUAAAAAGUUGUCCUGCAACCAUCUAUUUCAUCUAGCUUGUUUACGAUCAUGGUUGGAUCAAGGAUUAAUGGAAGGUUACUCCUGCCCAACUUGUCGGAGACCGCUCGUAUUGUCAUCUGAAGGGCAAACAAGGUCUCCGAUUGUGGAGGCAGCAAAUGUUCAGCGAAUCGCAGAACAGCUUACUAUGGGGAUGAAUCAGCAGAGAGUUUCUGGUAAUGAACAUCCUGUUGAACAGCAGAACCCUUCAGAUGCUGUUUGGAGGGGUGCUGGUCUGGAUGCUAGCUGGAUUCCACCGUGGUCAAGCCCUGUGAUAGAUAAUCCCAGUUCCUCUAGUGCAGUGAGGUCAGUAGGUCUUUCUGGAGUUCAGAUGAUGAUGAGGCAGUUGGCUUCUGUGACCGACAGUUAUGGGCAUGCUGAUGGUACCUGGAACCUAUGGCCCGAGCCCAUGGCAGGGUCCUCUCUUGUUCCAUCCACUUCCUCGAUGGUGCCUGGUAGUGCAUCUGCUUCCGGAUUGCGGCUCCGUGGUAGUGCAGGCACAGGCAAUGGAAGUCUUUCAGAGGUACUCACUAUGGUAGAUAGGGUGCGGGAAGUUCUACCUCAUAUUCCUGACGAGCUAAUUAUAGAGGAUUUGAUGAGGACAAACAACAUAAACGCGACUGUGAAUAAUCUUCUGCUGAUGCAAUAGUAGAUACGUCAAUACAACAUAUAAGUAUGACGUUUACUGGCUGUAAAAGCUUAUAAGAAAAGUAUGUGUAUAGUUAAAGGCGAGCCUGGGUGUAACAACACUCUUCGAUCCUGUAAUAAAAUCCUUUUCUCUCUCUUUAUUUUUGUCCGCAGGGAUUUGUUUGUAUAGUAACCAUAGCUGUAUAAUUAUCAUACUCGGUAUGCUAUAGGUUAGUGUAUUUAGAAAAGAUCGGAAUAAAAUUUGUUUUGGGACUAAAUAUCAUGCGUCUGGAAAGCACUUGUCGACGGUA